GCGGUCGUGGCCGAGGUCAAGGCCAAGGGCAGGAACGCCAUCGCCGUAUCAGCUGAUGUGUCGAAGGAUGAAGAGGUUAAGGCGAUGGUUGCGCAGACGGCGGAACGACUUGGCGGACUUGACGUGGUGGCGAAUGCAGCUUCCGCCGAGGAAUGGGAUCGCGUCAUGGCGAUCAACGCGCGCAGUGUCUUCCUCGCGUACAAGUAUGCAACCAAGCAGAUGAUUGCACAAGGGAGAGGAGGAAGGAUUAUCGGCGCAUCCUCAGUAGCAGGCAGAGUAGGAGGCCUUGAGCUUGCAGCUUAUACCGCAUCCAGAUUCGCGGUACACGGCAUGACACAAACUGGAGGUGAGCAUGCUCUCGACAACCCAAGAACUCGCAAAAAAAACAAGAUCACUGUCAACGCAUACGCGCCUGGAUUCAUCAAGACCCCAAUGAUCCCUGGUUCCGCACUCAGAAAGACAUUGGGGAUGCCAGACAUGCCUGAUGCGGGCCCGGAGGUUGUCGCAAAUCUCGUGUCCUACUUGACAAAGCCGGAGUCGUACUUGUAACAGGGCAAACAAUUUCUAUGAAUGGGGGCACAUGCUUCGACUGAGAAGCUGUAUUGGUUCGUAAAUCUGUACAACGACGUUGUGGUACCGUCCGUCGAUUCCUAGUUAAUCAUAGGGGCCAGUUCAUGUAAAUUGUAUCGUAGUCAGAGAAAGUACUUGUACACUAGGCAGAGCCAAUGGCAUCAUGUGCAACGUCAGUGGAAAUCGUUCAGAUACCUCGACCUUCCGAGUGGUGUGAAUGCGGAGAGCGUCCUCCUCACUGUAGCUUGACAGUCCGGACUUUUGAGUGGACGAACUUUCGGUCACCAAAUCGCGUUGUGUUGCAC
Messenger RNA from Laetiporus sulphureus 93-53, 875 nucleotides. RefSeq names its product NAD(P)-binding protein. Gene Ontology annotation, molecular function: oxidoreductase activity, acting on the CH-OH group of donors, NAD or NADP as acceptor. The record is from RefSeq and is a predicted model, not a curated record. Lineage: Eukaryota; Fungi; Basidiomycota; Agaricomycetes; Polyporales; Laetiporaceae. The annotation marks the transcript as partial. The transcript has 9 exons.